AUGACGCUCCCGCUCCCGUGUCCUGCUCCAGCAUCCUGUGACGCUUCGGAUCCACCGACGGCAGUGCCACAGCGCAAGCGGCGUCGAAGAGCGCCCGCCAGCGGUGCCUCGGACGACUGCUUCGCUUGCUCCAAACGCAACUCCAAAUGUGACCGCCGACGGCCAUACUGCUCGCAAUGCCUCGAGGUUGGCAAAGAAUGCUCGGGAUACAAGACUCAAUUGACGUGGGGCGUGGGUGUGGCCAGUCGAGGAAAGCUGCGUGGGUUGUCUCUGCCAGUUGCGAAGUCUGCGCCCGUAGUAAGGAGUCCUGUCACGGGCCGCCCCCGAACCUCCUCCAUCGUCUCCCCUGCGCGCGAGAGCCCAACCCACGACGGGGACGAUGUCAAGACCAAGAUCAAGAUCGAGAUGGAGGCGGCGGCGUCGAUGCCCGUUAACCCUUUUACUACCUACGACUUUGUCAACAUGGCCCCCAAUGGAGCCGCCCCGUCAAUGCAGAUGCCCGAGUGGAAUCUGAGCCAUCCUCAAGACUAUCCCCUACAGGACUAUCAACAGGACGGCAUGAGCCACCAAAAACAGCUCCCUCAUUUGCACCGACUCCAUACACAUACUCUUAGUCUUGGCAGGUCUGAUAAUCUACACAUAUCCAGCUCGCUCGAGUCACUGAGCGCAUAUACUGACAGCGACUACAACGCCUCCCCCAUGAGCCAGUCUUUCCAGGGCGACGAACCGCCACCUUUCCUUCGAAGUCCAAUGCCAAUUUAUACCGACUUUUCUUCCCGCAACUCUACAGCAGACCAAAGUCCGGUGGUUGGUCUGAUGGGGGACUCCCGUGGGCCCACCUCCUGCCCCGAGCGCUUCUAUUCUCAGUCAGAUAUCAGCUCGAGUCUGAGUUCACACCAGAAUCUCUAUGAUAUUGCUGAAGGCCGCCAACAGCAUGCGUCUUCAAACACCAAUGACAUCUUCUAUGAUGACGAUAUGAUGGGAGCAUCCCAUGUGUCAAAUGACUUAGAGGUAUAUGCCACCAGUGCUCGAUCAAGCCACUUUGGCUGGAACUCUAUCAAUGAUGAUGAUGUAGCCUCACAGGCAGCUUCCGAGGCAGAUGCCUAUCAUUUCUCUAGCUCAGAAUCAAUGUCCUCCUCCGCAGAUAUGUCACCUCGGAUACCAUUCUUCCUAGACUAUUAUGAGAAGAUCAUAUGCCCCUCCGUGGUUGUGAUCGAUACGCCGAAUAACCCAUACCGAGAGCACAUCCUCAGCCUUGCUUCCUCUAGCAGGAGUCUCCAACAUGCCAUCUGCGCACUUUCCGCCUGCAAUCUUCGCAUGAAACGCAGGAAAUCGCUUGGCCAAGGGAGUUGGCUUCGGCCGCUUGAAUUGGACUUCCAAGAUCGCCUCAAUUCCCCUCCUCCUCGUCCCUCUCAUACCCGGAGAACCUCAAACAACACAAUAUCGCCCGACAUCAAAUCACUAGAUGCUUCGCUUCAAGAAGAGUAUCAACAUCGGUCGCUUGCCGUUUAUCUCUUAAAUCAGCAACUUGGGGACCCUUCUACAGCACGUCACGAUUGCGUCCUAGCAACUUUAUUCAUACUUUGUCAUUAUCGAAUGUGCGAGUCUGGUAUUGCACAGUUCCAAGUACAAUUUGCGGGCGUGAAAAAGAUUCUUGGGAUGCGCGAAUCUGGAGUUGAAACCGGGAAUUGGGGCUGGAUGGAGACGCUCUUCACUUACUUUGACGGCAUCGCCGCGAGUAUCAAUGAUCGAGAAGCACAGUUUCGAGGCGGCUAUCUAGAUAUGAUCGCCAAUCCCUCGAACUCCAACCAUGCCCUUGAGAACAUGACGGGCUGCGACGCUUUCCUCUUUAAAACUAUUGCCAAACUUGGCCGACUCAACAUGCUCUCCCAACACCGCCCUGUCCUCGAUGAUGCCUCGCCGAUGACACAGAGGCGCCGUCCUUCACUUCCAAAUCCACGGCCCCGAUUGGCGGGUCGAGCCCUCGUUGAUUUCUACAAUCUACAUGCGCAUAACUUCGAUGGUAAUGGCUUUGCCUCCACCCUAGAUGACGACGCCGCAUUUUCGCUUCUCACCUCUUCCGCUUCGCAUGAUGACCUGCGGACUACGUUCUGGACCGAGUGGAAAGCAGCACGCCAAGCCCUUCAAGAAUGGGAAUUCGACCCAUCACGCCUCGUCUCCACACUUCCCGCUACCCCCUCUCCUACGCAGCUAAGAGACUUCGGAUAUGUUUCGGAAGCCUUUCGCUACGCUGCCCUCCUAUAUACAGAACGCCUAGCAUGUCCCAACCUCCCCUCCUCGCAUCUCAAUUUUCAGAACCUUGUCUCGCAAGUUCUAUUCUAUGUCACGAGUCUCGAGCAGGGAUCAAGCGUAGAAAAAUUCCUAUUGUGGCCGCUAUUCAUUAGCGGCAGUGAAUGCGUCAAUGAGUUACAGCAAGGAAUUGUCCGCACGAAGUGCAGGGAGAUUAUGGGAAGGAGCGGCUAUCUUAACAACCUUGCCGGGCUAGAGGUUUUAGAGAAGCUGUGGCGGGAUAGCGGAGAAGAUGGCAAGGCUGUAUUUGGCGGCCCAUUUAAGUGGACUAAAUUUAUGGAGGGGGUAGAAGGAGAGUGGAUUAUGGUUUGA
Messenger RNA from Venustampulla echinocandica, 2622 nucleotides. RefSeq names its product Zn2 DNA-binding protein. The record is from RefSeq and is a predicted model, not a curated record. Lineage: Eukaryota; Fungi; Ascomycota; Leotiomycetes; Helotiales; Pleuroascaceae. Gene Ontology annotation, molecular function: zinc ion binding; DNA-binding transcription factor activity, RNA polymerase II-specific. The transcript has 2 exons. Gene Ontology annotation, biological process: regulation of DNA-templated transcription. The coding region runs from base 1 to 2622 and encodes 873 amino acids.